AUGGAUAAAACCAUGAAGAUCACCUGCUCUGGGAGCAGCAACAACUAUGGCUGGUACCAGCAGAAGGUCCCUGGCAGUGCCCCUGUCACUGUGAUCUAUCUUAAUGAUAAGAGACCCUUGGACAUCCCUUCACAGUUCUCUGGAUCCAUAUCCAGCUCCACAGGCAUGUUAACCAUCACUGGGGUCCAAGCUGAGGAUGAGGCUGUCUAUUUCUUUGGUGCCUUGGACAGCAGCAGCUCUGCUGGUCAAGGUUCCCUGGUCCAGGCAGCAGUGACUCAGCCAUCCUCUCUGUCAGCCAAGGUGGGAGACACCGUCAGGAUCACCUGCUCUGGGGGUAGCAGCAGCAGCGACUAUGGCUGGUUCCAGCAGAAGGUCCCUGGCAGUGCCCCUGUCACUGUGAUCUACUACAAUAACAACAGACCCUCGGACAUCCCUUCACAAUUCUCCGGAUCCAGGUCUGGCACCACGGGCACGUUAACCAUCACUGGGGUCCAAGCCGAGGACGAGGCUGUCUAUUUCUGUGGUAGCUAUGAAGGCAGCAGCAGCAGUGGCUAUGGUGUGAGCUCCACGGCCACGUUAACCAUCACUGGGGUCCAAGCCGAGGACGAGGCUGUCUAUUUUUGUGGUGUCCAGGACAGCAGCGGUUCCCUGGUCCAGGCAGUGCUAACUCAGCAGCCAUCCUCGCUGUCAGCCAAUGUGGACAACACUGUCAGGAUCACCUGCUCUGGGGGUAGCUAUGGCAACUAUGCCUGGUUCCAGCAGAAGAUCCCUGGCAAUGGCCCUGUCACUGUGAUCUACAGCAAUAACCAGAGACCCUCGGACAUCCCUUCGCAAUUCUCUGGAUCCUAUUCCAGCUCCACAGCCACGUUAACCAUCACUGGGGUCCAAGCCGAGGACGAGGCUGUCUAUUUCUGUGGUGGCUGGGACAGCAGCAGUGGCAGUUGGUUCCCUGGUCCAGGCAGCGCUGACCCAGCCAUCCAAGUUGUCGGCCAAGGUUCCCUGGUCCAGGCAGCAGUGACCCAGCAGCCAUCCAAGAUGUCGGCCAAGGUGGGAGACACGGUCAGGAUCACCUGCUCAGGGAGUAGCAGCAACUAUUAUGGCUGGUUCCAGCAGAAGGUUCCUGGCAGUGGCCCUGUCACUGUGAUCUACUGGGAUAACAGCAGACCCUUGGACAUCCCUUCGCGAUUCUCCGGUUCUACCUCCGGCUCCACGGGCACGUUAACCAUCACUGGGGUCCAAGCCGAGGACGAGGCUGUCUAUUUCUGUGGUGGCCAGGACAGCAGCAGUACUGCUGGUGAAGUGACAAAGACAGAGGAAUUAAAAGCAUAGAUAUUCAGUCCUUCUCAUGGCCAAGCAGAGUUGUGGCUGUGGGACUGGGGAAGGUUUAUGUCUCCUCUGCAUUACCAUGGCUAUGAAUACCAUUUUUUGUCCCAGAGAACAGAACUUUAUGGCUGGGGACCAUUGUCCUUGUCCCUGCAAAACUCGUAUAUAUGUGUAUCUUGUAUAUCUAUGUUCCACAGCUCACUGCCUCUUGCUACUGAUGACCA
Vidua macroura (Pin-tailed whydah) is the source of this 1547-nucleotide messenger RNA. Its product is annotated as immunoglobulin superfamily DCC subclass member 3-like. Gene Ontology annotation, biological process: immune response; immunoglobulin production. The record is from RefSeq and is a predicted model, not a curated record. NCBI's taxonomy places the organism in Eukaryota, Metazoa, Chordata, Aves, Passeriformes, Viduidae.